CCAUUCUCCACCCUGAGUUCCUACCCAGGCUGCCUGGCCAGGGCCACUGCCUCAUCAGCAUGCAGGAGGCUGCCCUGUAGGGAACCCCAGCUCUGAGGCUUGGGGGUGAGGGUCAGCCCUGGACAGACCUCUGCCCAGGGAACUGCUCCAUGGGGUCUGGGAGAGCAGCCAUCCCCGGCUGGCACCACAGACCCACACAAGGAGCCUGCACAGCAAGCCAGCGGUGACACACCUGCAGGUGUCAGGCAUGGCACUGGGCACAACAGGGACCUGGCAGGAGAAACAGACCACAGAGAGGUCUGGAGUUGAGGCUGUCGUCAGCAAAGCCCCUGGUCCCACACAGCUCUGCCCUAGAGCCACCUCUUUGACCCUUUACCCACCCGGAGACCAGAACCCGCAGCCCCUCUGCAGAUCUCCUCUGGCCACUGCACCCCUCCAGUGGGCUUUUUCUCUGAUGCACUCCCUGGCCUGGAGGGGUCAGGGACCCCACAUCCUCUCUGCUCCUCAGACUCACACCCCCUCCAUGUUACCUCCCGCACCUCCUCCCUGGGGCAGCUGCUCCCUGGACCUCUGAGGAUGUCAGCUCCUGGCUCCCUGCCUGUCUCCCACUGCACUCCGGGCUCAGUCUGAGAGAUGUCUAUGCCCUCAUGCCUUCUACCCCUGCCUUUCUGGCCUCUUGAUUCUCGGCUUGCCACUCCUCCAAUUCCAAACUUAGUGAAAUGGCCUUAAGCAUUUUAAACUGUAUGUAUAAAUAUAGCGCAUUCAUGCCUUUUUAAAAGCAUUUCAAAUGUCAACUAGGAAGCCACACCACUGUAUUAGUUCUAUACUGCCGCUGUAAAAUUUACCACAAACUUAGUGGCUUAACACAAAUUUAUUGCAAUUCUGUAGGCUGGAAGUCUGACUACGGGUCUCACUGGACUAGAAUCAAGGCUGGCAGGCUGCCUUCCUUCCUGGAGGUUCUAGGGGAGACUCCGUCUCCUGCUCCUUCAGGCUGCUGGCAGAAUCCACAUCCUUUCGGUUGCAGGGCCAAGGUCCCCACUUUCUUGCUGAUUGUAAACUAAGGCCACUUCCAGCUUGUAGAAGCUGCCUACAUUCCUUGGCUCUUGGCCCCCUCCUCCAUCUUCAAAGCUAGCAGGUUCAGUCUGUGUCACGAACCAUUUCUCUGGUUCUCUGCAGACAGGAAAGGUUGUCCCUAAGGACUCAUGAGAUUAGGUUGGGCCCAGCCAGAUAAUACAGGAUAAUCUCUCUCCUCAAGGUUUUUAAUAUUAAACACAUCUGCAGGACACAUUUUGCCACGUAAACUAACAUUCACUGGUUCCAGGGAUUAAGGAAUGAACCUCUUUUGUUGGGGAAGGGUGGCAUUCUGCUGACCACAGCACUCCAACCAAAAGCCAAAAACCAAAGCAAGACUUACUAACGCAUAUCAAAUAAAUUAAAUGUACAAAAUAGUGAAUCUCAGUUAUCUUAAAUAUUCCAAUACUAUUCACAAAAUUAUUCAAAUUCUCACGCCUUCCAACUCAAAAUUAGCAAUCUAAAGUAAUUUCCAUAUCCUAGAUGGAAACCCUCAUGCUAAACUGUCUGAUUAUGCAUGGUCCUAAAUGGUUUCAGUGGCAAAUACAUAACAUUGUACUACUGAUUAAACUGAACUUAAAAGCAUCAAUACUACCAUUGUUGCACUUAAUCAUGUCUCUGUUGAAUUUUUCCUAAGUUUUAUCUUUUCAGAAUUAUAUGUGUAUUGUUUUUAAAGUAGAAUGGUUUUCUUUUUUUGAGGCCAAUAAUAAAUAACAAAUGCAGGCUCCUACUCUGAUCCUCUCCAAAUUCAAUUCUCUUAACUGUUUCUUCGGGCAUUUGAAAUCCAUGUUUUUCAAAAUCAUGAGCAUGCUUUUAGUCCUGUUUAUUAGUUUUUCUACAUUAGAUGUCCCCAGCCGGCAUCCUCUGGGAGGAGGGCAGUCACCUGCCUCAAUCUCCUGGUGGCAUCUUUCCAGUGUUAUGGGCAUCACAGCUGCAUGGGUGUUAUUACAGCUUCAUUACCACACGUCUCAGGAGAGAACAGGGUGUUCUAGGAUGGCAUUUCUUGCACAACUUUUUGUUUUCCCUGGAGUUAAUAAUUGCCUAUUUUUUGUUUGCCUAGUUUUCUAUAUGUGUUUGUCAUUGAUUCAUCUUUAGACUUUCCUGAAGAAGCAUGAGGAUCCUGUCACAGCUGAGGACUCAUCACAUAACUGACUGCUCAGUUUCUUUUCAUGGAGCCCCCACCAUACAAGCCCCCUGCCCAGGCUACUUGUUCUUGGACUUACAGCCCAGCUGUCAGCAUGGGUUAACUCUUCACCAGUGUCCUGGAAUGCUUUCCUCUUCCUUCAUUUGCCCUGUUUGAGAAGGACCAUCCUCCAAGUUUCCUGAGAGGGUGCACAGGAAGUUGCGGAGUCUUUACCUGUUUGUCUUUAUGCUAACCUCACAUAUGCUUGACAGUGUAACUAGCUACAAAAAGCUUGGCUUGGUUGAAAACCAUUUAUUCCCAGGAUUUCGAGGGUAUCGUGUCAUUUUCUUCUAGUUCCAAGAACUCUUGUGCCUUUCUGAAUUCUGACUCUACCUAUGAUCUCUUCUUUUCCUUUGCCCCGUUACUUUGGCAAUUCUCAAUGAUGUGUCUUGAUAUACAACUUCCCUUUCACCCACUGUUCAGAAAACAUGACUGGUUCUAGGAAAUUUUCUUGAUUUAUCUCUGUUGAUUUCUCUCAUUUCCUUAUUUUCUGGACAAUUUAUUUAGAUGUUCGACUUCUGUUUUUUGAGUUUUUGUUUCUGUUUUUUGUUUUUUUGAGACAGGGUCUGGCUCUGUCACCCAGGCUGGAGUGCAGUGGUGUGAUCACACAGCACUGCAACCUCCAUCUUCUGGGCUCCAGCAAUCCUCCCACCUUAGCCUCUCUAGUAGCUAGGACUACAGGCGUGUGCCACCAUGCCCAGCUGGUUUUUUAAAAUUAUUUUUUGUAGAGACAUGGCCUCGCUAUAUUGCCCAAGCUGGUCUUGAACCCCUGGGUCCAAGUGAUCCUCCUACCUCAGCCUCCUGAAGUGCUGGGAAGGCAGGCAUGAGCCACUGUGCCUGACCUGGACUUCUCUUUUGAGAUGCAGUCAUGGUGGCGGCAAGAACACAGGCUCUGGAGCCAUUCUACUGCUGCUCCCUGCCUUGUGAUAUUGCCCAUCAGUGAAAACGGGGAUAACAGCUGUAUCCACUGCAUUGCACUGGGUUGUGAGGAUCCCAUGAGUGAAUGUGUGUAAGAACAGUGCUGGGCACCAUGCAUCUUGCGUGCACAUUAUUGCCAAGGGAAGGUGUCCCCAGAGGGUGGUGCCUGUGGCUUCCUCUGGUGGUGGUGGCAGACCAGCACCCCCACCUCCCAUCCACCCCCUCCAUUGUGGAGGCCUUGUGUGCCAGGCUGGCCCUAAGAGCACCCACCUGUGUUACUGCUAUUCUGUUUUCCAGCUAUCUGGUUCUGUCAUUAUACAUUCUGGAAGACUUCAUCUUAAAAGCCUAUUGAAUUGCUCACUUUCCCCUCAUGUUUUAUUUCUAAGAGCUCUUUCUCAUCCUGAGGUUUCUUUCUCUACAGCCCCCAGUUCCUUUUUAUUGACUGUAAUAUCUCUGAGAAUGGCAUUUUAGUUUUCAUUUUUCUUCGGCUUCCUUUAUUGUCUCUGUUUCUUCUGAGUCCCUUUUCUUUCUCAGGUGUCUGGUGAUCCUGGGCUGUCCAGUUGCAUUUAAGAGUGAGAUACUUUUAGUGGCUGGGGCUUAUGACCUGGUGAGCUUCGAGGCCAGAGAUCUGGCUGGGCCAUUCUACUGGGCAACACUCUGCCCCUAGCUGCCCUGCCAGUCUUUUCUUUUGAGCUAGGAGCUGUUGCAGAGAGGAGCCCUCCCCUCUGAGAAGCCUGAUGGCAUGCGGGUGGUCAGACCCAGCCCAGGGGUGGAGGCAGGGAUAGGACCCAGAGUCUCACUUACUCCCAGGCUUUCAGACAGGGCCUUGCUUGAGCGGGGCCUCAGAGCUCCUCUCCCGGAGUUCCCAUCUCAGACACUGCAGUGCCUGCCAGCCCCGGUGGGUAGGGACAGAGGUCUGGGGAUUCCUUUCUGUAGCUGUGCUUUCACCCACGACCCUCAAGACACUGGCCUCCAUAGCCGGGUGGGCUGGAGUAGCUCUCGCUGUCCACCUUCCUCCAGCUCUACAAUAUCCCAGCUCUUUGCCCUUGCAGUGUUUGUCUUUAUAAAACCCCUUUCCUAUAAUUUCAGGGGGUUUCAGGAGGUAGGCGGGGAAUAUUCUGCCCUACUUAAGUAGAGGUGUCUGUAUUAAAUUCUGAACGUUCCCAGGGUUGAAAGGAGGCCUGCCCGGGAUGCCCUGUGGCCUCAGGCAGCUGAAGGUGCCUGAGCUUACAGAUGUGGCUUCUUCGGAUGACCGAGUUGGGGUCUCGGGACCGGGUGCAGCAGAUGGCAAAUGUCCAGGACAGGCAGCUUUCCCAGCAGUACUGAUAGACACCUUGGGCCAUGAAUGCCAGUUCGGGGACUAAGGGGGCCUGCGGGCUGCGGGCCUAGCGACUGACGUCAGCCAAACUACGGUCAUCGGUUCCCUGGAAGGAGAAAAGGCUGCCAAUUGAGCGAGGCCUCCCGGCCCCAAGGAUGUCGCGACGCGGGGACGACGCAUCUCACGACGUGAGCCUGAAACACGCGGGACUUUCAUCACCCGAGACUCCUCCAGCCCAGGAGGGCCCCGCUCUUUCCCCUGCCUCCUGGGGGAGAGCCUCUGGACGACGCCCGCGACGGCGUUUUCUCCAAAAAAGGCAGAAAAGAGAAGCGUAGCAGUGGCCGCAAGGGCGACGGGCGGCGAAGGGUACCACGCGGAGAGACACGCCCAACUCGAGUCCCGCGGCGCACGGCCCCAGACGCCCAAGGUGCGCGGGCCACGCCCCUCGCCCGCCCAAGAGCACGCCCCUUCCGUCGCCCCUCCCGAGGGCGUUAACCGUUCCUCCCCGUUCCGGAAGCGCGUUCUUAUCUCCUUCCUCGCGAGAGUUCCAUGCGCCGGCGCCCAGAUUGCGCGAGACAGCGGAAGGAGCAAGAGUGGGUGGUGCGCGCGGCGGCCGCGACGGACGCAAGAUGGCGACGGCGACCAUAGCUCUCCAGGUCAAUGGCCAGCAAGGAGGGGGGUCCGAGCCGGCGGCGGCGGCAGUGGUGGCAGCGGGAGACAAAUGGAAACCUCCACAGGGCACAGACUCCAUCAAGAUGGAGAACGGGCAGAGCACAGCCGCCAAGCUGGGGCUGCCGCCCCUGACGCCCGAGCAGCAGGAGGCCCUUCAGAAGGCCAAGAAGUACGCCAUGGAGCAGAGCAUCAAGAGCGUGCUGGUGAAGCAGACCAUCGCGCACCAGCAGCAGCAGCUCACCAAUCUGCAGAUGGCAGCAGUGACAAUGGGCUUUGGAGAUCCUCUCUCACCUUUGCAAUCGAUGGCGGCUCAGCGGCAGCGGGCGCUGGCCAUCAUGUGCCGUGUCUACGUGGGCUCUAUCUACUACGAGCUGGGGGAGGACACCAUCCGCCAGGCCUUUGCACCCUUUGGCCCCAUCAAGAGCAUCGACAUGUCCUGGGAUUCCGUCACCAUGAAGCACAAGGGCUUUGCCUUCGUGGAGUAUGAGGUCCCCGAAGCUGCACAGCUGGCCUUGGAGCAGAUGAACUCGGUGAUGCUGGGGGGCAGGAACAUCAAGGUGGGCAGACCCAGCAACAUAGGGCAGGCCCAGCCCAUCAUAGACCAGCUGGCUGAGGAGGCACGGGCCUUCAACCGCAUCUACGUGGCCUCUGUGCACCAGGACCUCUCAGACGAUGACAUCAAGAGUGUGUUUGAGGCCUUUGGCAAGAUCAAGUCCUGCACACUGGCCCGGGACCCCACAACGGGCAAGCACAAGGGCUACGGCUUCAUUGAGUAUGAGAAGGCCCAGUCGUCCCAAGAUGCUGUGUCCUCCAUGAACCUCUUUGACCUGGGUGGCCAGUACUUGCGGGUGGGCAAGGCCGUCACACCGCCCAUGCCCCUACUCACACCCGCCACACCUGGAGGCCUCCCACCUGCCGCUGCUGUGGCAGCUGCUGCAGCCACUGCCAAGAUCACAGCUCAGGAAGCAGUGGCCGGAGCAGCGGUGCUGGGUACCCUGGGUACACCUGGACUAGUGUCCCCAGCGUUGACCCUGGCCCAGCCCCUGGGCACUUUGCCCCAGGCCGUCAUGGCUGCCCAGGCACCUGGAGUCAUCACAGGUGUGACCCCAGCCCGUCCUCCUAUCCCGGUCACCAUCCCCUCGGUGGGAGUGGUGAACCCCAUCCUGGCCAGCCCUCCGACGCUGGGUCUCCUGGAGCCCAAGAAGGAGAAGGAAGAAGAGGAGCUGUUUCCCGAGUCAGAGCGGCCAGAGAUGCUGAGCGAGCAGGAGCAUAUGAGCAUCUCGGGCAGUAGCGCCCGCCACAUGGUGAUGCAGAAGCUGCUCCGCAAGCAGGAGUCUACUGUGAUGGUUCUGCGCAACAUGGUGGACCCCAAGGACAUCGAUGAUGACCUGGAAGGGGAGGUGACAGAGGAGUGUGGCAAGUUCGGGGCGGUGAACCGCGUCAUCAUCUACCAAGAGAAACAAGGCGAGGAGGAGGAUGCGGAAAUCAUUGUCAAGAUCUUUGUGGAGUUUUCCAUAGCCUCCGAGACUCAUAAGGCCAUCCAGGCCCUCAAUGGCCGCUGGUUUGCUGGCCGCAAGGUGGUGGCUGAAGUGUACGACCAGGAGCGUUUUGAUAACAGUGACCUCUCUGCGUGACAGUGGCCCCUCUCCCCGGACUUGCACUUGUUCCUUGUUUCCUCUGGGUUUUAUAGUGAUACGGUGGUGUCCCCGGGGCCAGGCGCACUCUGCCCAGCCCAGUCUAUAGUGCGGAUAAAGGUGCGGAUGCUGCUGGCCCUGAA
Messenger RNA from Pongo pygmaeus (Bornean orangutan), 6939 nucleotides. It is a transcript of the gene PUF60, whose product is annotated as poly(U) binding splicing factor 60. The transcript has 12 exons. The record is from RefSeq and is a predicted model, not a curated record. Gene Ontology annotation, cellular component: precatalytic spliceosome; catalytic step 2 spliceosome. NCBI's taxonomy places the organism in Eukaryota, Metazoa, Chordata, Mammalia, Primates, Hominidae. Gene Ontology annotation, biological process: alternative mRNA splicing, via spliceosome; mRNA splice site recognition; regulation of alternative mRNA splicing, via spliceosome. Gene Ontology annotation, molecular function: RNA binding. The coding region runs from base 5120 to 6796 and encodes 558 amino acids.